CACCAAGUGGUUUUUGUCUUUGAUGCUGAACUAGAAAGAUCCUUUCUUUCCAAAAAACUGCGGAUACUCUGGUUUUAACGGGAGCGCUCAUCGUCCUCAGCAGAGACAAUUAAAUGUUUUUUAAAGUCGUUUAUCAUAUUACUUGUUAACUUUCUCCUGGAUUAUAACUUUGUACUUUGUCUUUUUUUUGUUGGACUCUGGGAUCUGAACCAAAAACCGAAAGAAAACUUGGUUUUCCAGGAGGGUCAUCUUUGACUUUCUGACAUGCCCCCCAGCAGAAUUGUUGUAGUGUUCACUUUAUUCUUCACAGCUGGCUCUGGCACCACAGUAUAUGACACUUACAGUGACUUUACCGAGGAAGACAACACUCCUCAACUAGACUACAAAGACCCUCACUGGUGUCACUCUCCGAGUCUGACCAAUGGGGAGGUGAGCUGCCACUCUCCUCGAGGAGGGGCCUACAGGAGCACACUGGGCACCCGCUGUGAGAUGAGCUGCGACCGAGGAUACAGACUGCUGGGGAGAAGCUCUAUUCAGUGCCUCGCCAGCCGCCGCUGGUCUGGGACUGCUUACUGCCGCAUGAUGCGUUGCCAUGUGCUGGCUCUCAUCCCACACGGCAGAUACACCUGUACUCAUGACUUCAUGGUGGAUUCCAGGUGUGAGUUCACCUGUGACCCCGGCUAUCGCAUUGAGGGAGAACACUCGCGCACCUGUCAGCACGGCGCCUCAUGGAGUGGAGUCCAGCCAGUUUGUUCAGAUACUGAUCCUCCAAAGAUCAAGUGUCCCCCAUCCAGACUCAAGGUCGCCGAGCCAGGAAAACUCACUGCCAGGGUAACCUGGGACCGCCCCGCUGCCACAGAUACCGCUGAUAAAACACUUGAUGUAAUAUUAGUGGGCCAGCAGCCAGGCACCGACUUUAAUGAAGGAGCAAAUAUUAUCCGAUACAAAGUGUAUGAUCAAGCCAGGAACAGAGCUGCCUGCAAGUUUAUUGUCCGUGUUGAGGUGAGAAGAUGUCCAGUACUACCUCCACCUCUGCAUGGAUAUCUCACCUGCUCCUCUGAUGGGAAUAACUACGGUGCAACGUGUGAAUACUAUUGUGAUGGAGGAUAUGAGCGGAGGGGGGUAGCUAGUCGUGUCUGCCAGUUCAACCGCAGCUGGGGCGGACGGGCUGCUGAGUGUGUUUCAAUGGAGAUUAAAUCAGAUGUAAAGACAGCCUCUGCCCUCCUGGAUCAGUUCUAUGAAAAGAGGAGGCUGCUGAUCAUGUCUGCCCCCAACAUCUCUGACCCAGACUACCAACUGCAGAACAUCAUGAUACAAAAAUCAGACUGUGGAUUAGACCUGCGUCAUGUAACCCUGAUCGAGCUCCUGGGCUCCCCGCCACGCGAGACGGGCCGCAUUAAAGAGAGUCUGCUUGGCUCUGAAGUCAUCGAGGGUUUGAGACAAGUAUUCAGAAUUUCCAGAUCCUACUUCAGCAUGGUGCUGCUGGACAAGCUCGGACUGGACCGCGAGCGUUUCAUUACCCCAAUGGCGUCGGAUGAGCUGUUCUCCUACAUCGACAGCUUCCUGCUGGAUGAAGAGGAACGAGAGAGGCUCGAGCUCCACAGAGACUUCUGUGACUAAUUUAAUAAACCCCUCUGGUUGCCACAGUGAUAAACUCAUCAGUAUUACUAUCACAAGAUGGGGAAGGACAAACAACCAGAAGCCAGGUCCAGAGGAACAUGAAGAGGGAAACGAGGACAAGAAGGCAGUUCCACAUGUUCAAAUGUGAUCAUUAUACAACACUGAAGUGAUAGCACUGUUUUCUCUUAAUCAAAUCAUCAGCUGAGGGGCAUGGAGGCCAGAUUCAGAAAACAUAGCAGACAAGGUUUAGGGAGAAACUAUCAGUAAAUAAAUAGAUUAUCCAAAGAAAGUCUGUUAGUAACCUGUGGUCUAAUGAGAACUAAAAGACCUAAAAUUAUAACGAACAACCACCUGACAAGCACUUGAGCGGACAGAUCAUUUAAGAAUCCAGAUGGUAUUUAAGUGUAAUAUAGAUCUGAGGCAAUCAUGCAUGGGUUAGGUUUAGUCUGUUUGUAUAGGGUGAACAGAACUCUGAAAUAAUCCUGAUUCUGAUCACACUCAAAUGAAGAGUUAAAAGUUACAAAUCUACAUUUAUGUCCUAGAAUAGACAAAUUUAUAAAUUUCAAAUAGAGAUUCUUAUUCAACUUAUAUAAGUAUAACUUUACAUGAUAGCAUUAUUUUAAAAUACAAUGGUGUAGAUUAAACUAAGCACAAUUUUUUUGGAUGCAACAUUGGAGAAAUUGUGUAUAAUACCAGUUUAUAAUGAAUUGCAUCCUCUUGUAUCAGUGUAAUUCUGUACACAACCGUAAGAAAAAGGGCGACAUAUUUGUGACACAGUUUCUGUGCAUGAUUUUUAAUCGCAAUAAUAUAUACAGUCUGAAUUUUAAAAAGAUAAAAUGACUGUGUCAGUGCUUUUAAAAUAAAGACUUUAGUGUUGUA
Seriola aureovittata is the source of this 2499-nucleotide messenger RNA. It is a transcript of the gene srpx2, whose product is annotated as sushi-repeat containing protein X-linked 2. Lineage: Eukaryota; Metazoa; Chordata; Actinopteri; Carangiformes; Carangidae. The record is from RefSeq and is a predicted model, not a curated record. The transcript is spliced from 10 exons. Bases 265 to 1620 code for a protein of 451 amino acids.